UUAUCUGCAUCAAUACCCAGUGCUACAAAUAUGGCUGUCUCAGUGCUUCGGAUGACAAUUGUCCUGGGACUGCUUGUCUUAAUCCUGACUUGCCAUGCCGAUGACAAACCAGAUGGCAAACCAGAUGGCAAACCAGAUGACAAACCAGAUGGCAAACCAGAUGGCAAGCCCGAUGACUCAGACAAAAAACCAGGGCAAGACUUUCCCCAUUUUCUAAGCCUCUUGGGCACAGAGAUCAUCGAGAAUGCAGUGAAGUUUGUUCUCCGCACCAUGACGCGAAACAACCUGUAAGCACCGAGACAAGCCUUGCUUUUGUCCCUUUUGAGGCUGGUAAAGGCCGCCUUGUAUUAAAAUGAAUGAGAAACGAAAGUGUGGCGCAUGCCAAUGU
This is a messenger RNA of Rhinolophus ferrumequinum (greater horseshoe bat), 388 nucleotides long. RefSeq names its product chromosome 24 C5orf46 homolog (gene C24H5orf46). Bases 31 to 291 code for a protein of 86 amino acids. Lineage: Eukaryota; Metazoa; Chordata; Mammalia; Chiroptera; Rhinolophidae. The transcript has 2 exons. The record is from RefSeq and is a predicted model, not a curated record.